Lineus longissimus is the source of this 843-nucleotide messenger RNA. Its product is annotated as V-type proton ATPase subunit E-like. Gene Ontology annotation, molecular function: proton-transporting ATPase activity, rotational mechanism. The coding region runs from base 100 to 780 and encodes 226 amino acids. Gene Ontology annotation, biological process: proton transmembrane transport. The transcript is spliced from 9 exons. Gene Ontology annotation, cellular component: proton-transporting two-sector ATPase complex, catalytic domain. The record is from RefSeq and is a predicted model, not a curated record. NCBI's taxonomy places the organism in Eukaryota, Metazoa, Nemertea, Pilidiophora, Heteronemertea, Lineidae.
AUGACUUCGUACGAGGAAGCCAUUUUCACUUCGAAGAAGACAAAUUUCCAAAUUUUCAACUUGAUUUUAUAGAAUAACAGCCUUUCCAAAAGUUCAAAAAUGCCGCUGAGUGAUGCCGACGUUCAGAAGCAGAUCAAGCACAUGAUGGCCUUCAUUGACCAGGAGGCCAAUGAAAAAGCUGAAGAAAUUGAUGCCAAGGCAGAAGAAGAGUUUAACAUUGAGAAAGGUCGUUUAGUGCAACAGCAGCGUGUCAAAAUCAUGGAAAUCUAUGAAAGGAAGGAGAAGCAAGUGGAACUACAGAAGAAAAUCCAAAACUCGAACCUUCUAAAUCAAGCUCGUUUAAAGAUUUUGAAAGCCAGGGAAGACCAUUUAAAGAAUCUUCACGAUGAAGCGCGCAGUCGGCUGGUACAAAUCACAACAAACCAAGCUAAAUAUAAAGAACUCUUGCAAGGUCUCAUAGCUCAGGCUCUGUUCCAAUUAGUAGAAACUGAAGUGGUGAUUAUAUGUCGGCAACAAGAUGUCAACUUAGUCAAGGAGGUCAGCCAGUAUGCUCUUAGUCAAUACCGUGAUGUGGUCAAGAAAGACGUCAAGAUUACUGUUGAGAGUGAGAAUUUCUUACCUUCUGAUUGUGCUGGUGGUGUAAUUGUUACAACUAAUAAGGGAAAAAUCAAGGUGGUGAAUUCACUUGAAGAACGAUUAGAAUUGGUCAAAGGCCAGAUGUUACCUGAACUAAGAGAGAUGAUGUUUGGACACAACCCCAACCGAAAGUUCUUCGAUUAGAAUCCUCCUGGUGUACCUACCUAAAGAACAAAUCAUUCCUUUGUCAUAGAACCUGCAGCUGCU